AUGGGAGUUGUAAAGAAAUUUAAAAAGUUCUGUAACUGGGUCUUUUCUCGGAAAUCCGGGAAAACCCAGAAGAACCUAAUCGAGGGCGACCUCGAGCACCAGAGAUGUUCUGAUGGCGAAGCUGGACCAAGUAACGUCGCGUUCAUCUCUCACAUUCAAACCGGAGCUGGUGUUUCACCAAGCCCAGCACCACAGAAAGCGGAGAAGAAACUAAAGAGGUUCCGGAAAUGGUUUUCUCGGAAAUUCAAGAAAACUAUAACCAGAACCAAACAGCGCCAGCCGAGCAGCCCACAGACUCAGAGAUCCCCUGAUGGUGACAUCAAUGACGAAUAUCGAGUCAAAGGGAUUAUAGGUCGUGGAGGGUUUGGAGCUGUCUGUGCUGGAGUUCGUCGGUCGGAUUCACGAAAGGUGGCAAUCAAAAAUGUGAGCAAGACUGAAGCAAGAAGAACCUUGAAGAUUCUACCAUAUGAGAAGACUGUUCCACUAGAGGUCGGAUUGAUGUAUUUGGUGAGCACAGGUCCUUACGUUCCUCAAAUAAUACAGCUGCUGGAUUGGUAUGAGACGCCGAGCCAGUACACACUGGUGCUGGAGCGUCCCAAUUCCUGCAUGGACCUGCAAAAGUUUGCAUGGAAGCAUCGCAAGAAAAUGACUGAAUCGGUAGUACGAUUGGUGAUGCACCAGGUGGUCACUGCUGCAAUUGCAUGCUGUGAAAUGAACGUUUACCACAGCGACAUCAAGCCGCAAAACGUGCUCAUCAACCCCCACACCUUCCAGAUCAAGCUAAUAGACUUUGGUGUUGGUAGAAUCAUGACCAGCGAAGGCUAUUCAACAUUCGGUGGCACACAGGCUUAUGCUCCUCCGGAGUUUUCUGAUUGUAAAAAGUUCCACGCCAAGCCUGCAACGGUGUACUCUAUAGGUAUAAUGUUGUACAGGCUGCUGCACAGAAAAUCCCCUCACAGAGAGCUCAUUGAGAUUGUCGCCAGAACCUGGGAGCGUGACAGACUAUCCAAAGAAUGCAUCGACAUGAUCUGUUCCUGUCUGCAAAGAAAUCCGCGACAGCGGAUUCCUCUUGAAGAGAUCCUCCACCAUAACUGGUUCCAGAUAACAGCACAGCUGAAGAAGAUCCUGGGACAUGAAGAAGAUUACACCAAGCUCCUUCUCUUCAUCCAGCUACUAACACCAAACUCCUCCUCUUCAUCGAGCAACCUAACACCAAACUCCUCCUCUUCAUCGAGCAACCUAACACCAAGCUCCUCCUCUUCACCAAGGCAUUAA
Molecule: messenger RNA, 1275 nt
Organism: Danio rerio (zebrafish)
Lineage: Eukaryota; Metazoa; Chordata; Actinopteri; Cypriniformes; Danionidae
Source: RefSeq, a predicted model, not a curated record